Messenger RNA from Zygosaccharomyces rouxii, 1503 nucleotides. RefSeq lists its product as uncharacterized. Bases 1 to 1503 code for a protein of 500 amino acids. Gene Ontology annotation, cellular component: vacuolar membrane. The transcript has a single exon. Gene Ontology annotation, biological process: amino acid transmembrane transport. The record is from RefSeq and is a predicted model, not a curated record. Lineage: Eukaryota; Fungi; Ascomycota; Saccharomycetes; Saccharomycetales; Saccharomycetaceae. Gene Ontology annotation, molecular function: amino acid transmembrane transporter activity.
AUGGAAGGUAUUAAAAGACACUUUGACAAGUGGAAAAUUACCAAUAGAUUCGGCUAUACCGCGAUGUGGAAAAAUUCUGAUUUAGAGUCUGAAGCAGACCUUGUGUCGCUGAGUAAAAGAGAAGGUGAUAAAGAGAAUUUUGAAGCCAAGGAUCUGGAUGAGGUGAGUAGUACGUUAGAUGAUGACGGAAAAGCGUAUGGAGAACAGUAUAGAACAUGUUCGUGGUUACACACGACGGGGCUAAUCCUAUCUGAGUAUAUUGUGUUGGCCAUUAUGUCAUUUCCGUGGUCAUAUUCGGUUCUUGGAUUGUUUCCAGGGUUGCUCCUGACUGUAUUCGUUGCACUGACGACGUUGUACACAGGUCUGAUAAUAGCAGAAUUUUGUGAAAAAUUCCCCCAUCUGAGAAAUAUCUGUGAUAUUGGACAAGUCCUGUUUGGGGGUUAUAGAUGGGCCUGGUAUGCUACGGCAAUCUGUUUUUUGCUGAAUAAUGCUUUGAUCCAGGGUUUGCAUGUCUUGGUUGGUGCCAAGUAUUUGAAUACAAUUACGAAUCAUUCGGUUUGCACGGUGGGGUUUGCUGGUAUAACAGCUAUCAUAUCGUUGGUUUUUUCCUUACCGAGAAAGUUUAUCUCCAUGUCAUUCCUUGGAUAUUUUGCCACUAUAACAAUGUUUGUUUCAGUCAUACUUGCGAUGGUAUUCGCUGGUGUACAGUCUCAUCCAUAUGGAUACGAUGGUACUCCCGUUGUGUAUAAGGCAUUCCCUGUAAAAGGAACUACUUAUGUUAGUGGUAUGGGAGCUUUUCUGAAUAUUAUCUACACUUUUGUGGGUCAAGUUACAUAUCCCCAGUUCAUUGCUGAGAUGAAAAAUCCAAAGGAUUUCAAGAAAGUACUGUGGGUCGUUUGUAUUUCCCAGAUAGUGCUAUAUGGGUUGGUUGGUUCCAUCGUUUACGUAUAUGUUGGUGAAAAAUACAUGUCAGCUCCAGCAUAUGGGUCAUUAAUAAGAGCAUUUAAGAUCAUAUCAUUUUCGUUCUGUGUCCCGACCAUCGUGUACGCUGGGGCCUUAUAUGCCAACGUUUCUGCCAAAUUUCUUUUUUUUACAUUCUUUGAAAAUAAGCCAGGGUACGUUUAUUCGUAUUCGCUAAAAAGUUGGUUGGUAUGGUUUGUUAUAUUAGUGGUUUUAUGGGCUGUAGCCUUUGUGAUUGCUGAGGUUAUUCCAUUUUUUUCGGAUUUAUUAUCUCUUAUGUCUUCUCUAUUCGACUGUUGGUUUGGUUUCGUCUUUUGGGGACUUGCUUACAUUAGGUUGAGAAAACACGAGUAUGGUGAAGCUUUUUCUUUCAGGAACUUAACUUUCAAGCAGAAGAUCAAUUUCAUUUUGUCGUACUGUUUGAUAGGUAUAGGGUUGUAUAUUUUGGGACCCGGAUUAUACGCAUCUGUGCAGAGUAUCAUCAAUAGCUAUAAGGCGGAUCUUUAUGGUACUGUUUUUAGUUGCGCUUCUAAUGGGAUUUAG